Messenger RNA from Daphnia carinata, 1849 nucleotides. Its product is annotated as ubiquitin-conjugating enzyme E2 Q2-like. The record is from RefSeq and is a predicted model, not a curated record. The transcript is spliced from 7 exons. Lineage: Eukaryota; Metazoa; Arthropoda; Branchiopoda; Diplostraca; Daphniidae. The coding region runs from base 228 to 1496 and encodes 422 amino acids.
CCACCCAGGAGCGAGGGAUAGCCAGCCAUUUUUCCUUCAUCUUGUAGGACAUUAUUAGGGCUUUUGUUUGGAAACGAAAAUCUUUUUCAGCGUAAAUUCUUUUUACUGUUACAACCUAACCGAGUGCCCGCUUCAAAAUUUGAAACGCAACACUUAUGGAUUCUUAAGUAAAAGCAGAGUUGACUGUUGCAAUAUCCGUAAAACGUGUUUUACUGCCAUUAUCCGAAAUGGCUUGUCUCAACAACCUUAAAUUGGAGAUACGGACCCUAGAAUCGGUUUUCACUAAAACCCACGAACGAUUUCAAGUCGUCUCUGCUAGUGUCGACGAAUUAACGUGCAGGUUUAUAGGAAAAUAUGGAAAGAAAUCUGAUAUCCAUGCCAAUAUUACAGAAACAUACCCAUCUACUCCUCCAGUUUGGUUUGCAGAUGUUGAAGAUCCUCUGAUAACUAAUGCUGUUCAAAUACUAAGCAACACAUCUGGCAGUGAAAAUCAUAUUUUAGAACAAGUUAGAAUUUUGGUUCAAGAAUUGUGUAGGCUUCAUGACCUUCCUGAGCCACCUGAUCUUGAAUUGCUGACCUUGGCUCAUGCGGUCCCAUUCUUUCACAAUAAUACUACCUCCCCAUCUACAAUGCGAGCAUUAUCAUCAUCCUCAAGCAAUGAUGGUGGAGGUUAUGCUUCAAGCUCAGGCAGGGGAUCUUCUGGUUCUGGGUCAGCGUGUUCAUCAUCUCCUGCCAGAGAAGAAGAAGUUGACAAUGUGCAACAAAAUGCUGAAGAUGAGGAUGAAGAAGAAGAGGAAAUGGAGGAAAAUGAUGAAGAUGAAGAUUUGCACAUGGAAUUGGAGGAAGAUGAAGGGACUAGUAAUGCAGCUGGUAAAAAGAAAGAUGAGGAUAUGGAUUCGCAACAUUUCGCCACAUUAGAACGAUUGCGUCAAACUCAGAGGCAAGACUAUCUUCGAGGUGCCGUAUCAGGUUCUGUACAGGCCACUGACCGCCUAAUGAAAGAACUGAGAGACAUAUAUCGUUCGGAUAGCUCCAAGAAAGGAGUAUAUAGUGUCGAGUUAGUGAACGACAGUCUCUAUGAAUGGAAUGUACGAUUGCUUUCUGUGGAUCCAGAUUCGCCUCUACACAGUGAUUUACAGUUGCUUAAAGACAAAGACGGAAGAGACCACAUCUUAUUAAAUUUACUCUUCAAGGAAUCGUUUCCCUUCGAACCGCCCUUUGUUCGUGUGGUGCACCCUGUUAUCCAAGGGGGUUACGUCCUUGUGGGUGGCGCCAUAUGCAUGGAGUUGCUGACUCGUCAGGGCUGGAGCUCAGCCUACACUAUGGAAGCCUUGAUUUUGCAGAUUGCGGCUACCCUGGUUAAAGGCAAGGCUCGCAUUCAGUUCAGCGCUACUAAAGGCCAGUACAGCCUGGCCCGCGCUCAGCAGUCCUUUAAAUCACUGGUCCAAAUCCACGAAAAGAACGGAUGGUUUACACCACCGAAAGAAGACGGAUAAUUUAACUGACUCGUUGAUCCAUUCUCUUCAUCUCCUUGUUCGGCUCCAUUUUCUUUCUUUCAUUUGCGACAACAUUUUUUCAUUUGGGGUCUAGAAAAGGAGGUGACGUUUUGUACAGCGUCGAAUUUUGAUGAGUGGAUCAUCAUGAUGCAUUUUCCCUUUUUCACCCAACUGUAUGUGUGUGAUUGCGUGCGAGUAUGUAUGUGUGUGUAAAGACGCCAUUCCUUCCAUAUUUAGCUUAGGAAUUUUGAAUCAUUCGCUCGGCGUAUUUUGUAUAAAAAAAAAGAAGAAAAAAAGGGAGUCUAGAACACUUGAACCGAUGAAAUCGAUUACGGGUUGGAGUUUAAAGGUAA